GAAAAAUAAAAUGGCCGACUGCGGUGAAAAUGUUCAAUAUUUAUCUAAACAUGUUUCUAAAAUUCAAAACAUGCAAUGAUAUGUUAAACGUGAAGUUUGUUUAUAUCUUUGUACACAUGCUUUUAUCAUAAAAUUGGCUGAAGAAGAAAACUAACCAUGCCACCGACAGAAAGUCUGGCUGUUCCUUCUGCCACUAAUAUUGGUGGUGUUACAAUCUCACUGUCUACAAUUAUAGACUAUAUCCUGCAAAGAACACACCAUGAACUUACAGUGCUGUCUGAAUUGCUGCCGAGGAAAACAGAUAUGGAAAGGAAAAUUGAGAUAUUUCAAUUUGCCAGUCGCACUCGACAACUGUUCAUCCGAUUGCUGGCCUUGGUUAAGUGGGCUACCAGUGCCAGCAAAGUGGAUAAAUGUACAGACAUUUGCAAUUUUUUGGAACAGCAGUCAAUGUUUUUUAUUGAUACUGCUGAUCACUUAGCAAAGGUUGCUCGGGAAACACUUGUGACUGCCAGACUACCUUGUUUUUCACUACCUGUGGCUAUCGAUGUUCUGACAACAGGGACAUAUCCUCGCUUGCCAACAUGCAUUCGGGAGAAAAUUGUUCCACCGGAUCCCAUAACCCCACAAGAGAAGAACGAGACACUGUGUAAGCUGAACCAAGUGAUCCAGUACAGACUGGUUUCCAGUGAACUGCCACCACAGAUGAGAAAACUGAAAAUAGAACAUGGUCGUGUGAAAUUUCCAGUGGAACAUGAAUUUGAGGUGACUCUGACACUGAUGGGUGACAGUCCCAGUAUUCCAUGGCGUUUGCUAGACAUUGAUAUUCUGGUCGAAGACCAUGAAACAGGAGAUGGGAAGUCUCUGGUUCACUCUUUACAGGUCCACUACAUACAUCAGCUCAUUCAGAAUCGGCUGCUCGAUAACGACCGGCCACUUCAUGUUCUCUACAAGAUGCUACAUUCCUUCUGCCAGUCAUUACAGCUUGAAGUGUUACACUCUCAGACUCAACGAUUGAUUCACAACCGAUUGGGAGAUAGUAUUAGGGUGGAAGAGUACACUUUGAGCAAAAGUUUGGUCAUUUCAUAUUGGAGGGAUCAGAAUAAAAGAGACCGAACCCAAGAUACAGUUGUGUACAAGCUAAGUGUACAUGUUUGUGAAGAAGAUGAUGGAAAACCACUUCAGAUCAGUCACACACCAUCAAUGUCACCCGAUGACAGCAGAAAAGUCGGUCUCGCUAUCAAGAGUGACCACUUGUCAAUUGAAAAGCUGUUGAUGCAGACAAUCGAGGUUCGGACACAAAUUAAACUGAAGGAUCUUGCCAAAGAUAUGCAGAAGUAUGCUAAUGAAAAAUGUGAAGUGAGAGACAUGCCAGUGGCAUUGCAUGUUCCCAUUCUCGAUCCUUGUAUGUCAUCAGAAGUCUUGCGGGUUGCCAUCGACAUACAGAAGGGCUCUUACUUGACUUCAGUGCCCUGUGAUGAUUUCUCAGCAGUUCAUGAAAUAGAAACCUAUUUAAAUGAUGAUCGAAGAGGCCUUGACAAACUGCUGAUUAAGUUACAGAUGCAGCUGUGCUUGCGGCGGUGUGAAAAGUCUGUACAGCUUCUGCCUGCUGCCUGUCUGUCAACUAUUCCUGUUGUCAAUUCCGCAGACCACCCUCUUGAAAAACUUGGAAAAUGCAAGCUUUUCAUCAGGGUUCCAAGACAGGCAAACUUUUUCCUGGUUGUCAAUCUUGUUGAAGAGACUCCACGAACUGUGUCCUAUUUCUACUACCUGUUGGAGACGUUUCCGUGCACGGCAGAUGGCAAAGAGGAUGACAUCGCAGAAGAUGUUGGAGUGAAGUCUUACUACCGUGCUGGCCGCUUCAUAUCCAUGGACAGCUUCUCUGUUACUCAUGGGCCAUUUUCAAAGAUAUUUGAUGAUGAUAUGGCAUCUCAGUUGGACAGUUUUACCAGAAAACGAAAGCUGUUUCUGGGAGAUGUUGAAGAACCAAAGGCAAAGAAACAGAAAUAUUCACCGUACAUGGUUCCCGAGUUGACAUACCUACUGGCGUCAUGUGAAGAGAGAAUACCAUUUAUAUACCUUGGCGAUGAGCUGAACAGGCAAGGCAUAGCACACCAAGGUAUUCAAGUGGAGGAGGAAGGAAUCUGCCUGUGUUUAGGCAUUCUCGACUUUCCUAGUCUGCCUGGCUGCUCUGAGGAUCUUAAAAACAACUUGAAGAAACAUUUGUUAUCUUGCAAAUUCAGGAUUCAAUCAAAACCACUCUUCUGGGUUGUCGAGUUUCUGUUCACGAAUCCACCUUUAUUCACAACCAAUCACAAGGAGUCGGGAUCUGUUCAGCGCAUCUGUUUUAACUUGGAGAUGAGUGCGGACAAUGUUCAGAAGACCGUGACUGAUCUGCUUGAUGAAUGGAACUGCAUGUCACACCUGUUCGAAGCCAUCUGUCCUUUUGCCGAAAUCUACAACAGUGAUGAUUUACAAGGCAGCUUCAAGUCCCUUGUUGAAAUUAGAUCCUAUAACUACAGGAGAAUUGUUCUAGCCUACGGUCCAGCUUCCACCAGCAUUGUGACGAUACAGUGGAAGACUGAUGGUCAGUUCCACCUGACCCUGGGCACUUGUGGUCAGUCGAGUACGGCCAACCCACACAUCCCUGUCUUGACCCAUCUGCAGCACGAGUUCAACUCAAACAAGUCUAUAGCACACCUUGUCCAGGUCCUCAGUGACACUUGGCAGCCUCUGUCUUCGAUUGCCAAACUUCCCACAGCACCGGUACUUGGAGCGUUUCCGAAUGCCAAGCAAAAUGUGUCGACGUUCACUGUUCUGCCACAGUCUGCAACUCACGUCAGGAUUGUCUUCAGAUCAACGUAUUCUGAAAAUACAUACACAAAUUACUGUAUAGAUGUUCGCUUCAAAAGUGGCGAGGUUGUAUCAAUAAGAGAUGGUGCAUUCAGUUUACUUGACACAAGUAGAGUGAUAGAAGGCUGUAACCCUGCAUCUGGUUUGAGGGCAUUCCUGGAGAUGUAUGUUGAUGAGAAAGUAACUCAGAGCCAUGGCCGGCGCCGGUCGACCACACAGGACGACAACCCACCAUCACCCAUCGACAUGGACUCCAUGGACAUCUUCAUGUCUCAGACAACACCCACCAUGGGGUCCCCUGCAUCACGACAGCGGCAGGAUCCUGGCAUUGGGGGUCUUCGUUUCCAUAGUAAUCCAAUGACUCCGCCCUCCAACCCACACACCCCAGCUUCACCUGGUGCUUCUAGAAUGCCGACAGGGGUUAAUCCAUCCCCAUCGACACUGAUUGGCAAUCCGUCUCCAGGUACAUUGCUAACAGGAGGUUCACCCGGCAACCCUCAGCUCCAUGUCCCCUCCCCCUCUUCUUUUGUCCCGACCCCCUCCCCCCAGUCUCUAGGCAUCCACAUGCAGUCUCCAGUUGGCUCGUUUAUUAGCCCAAGCAUGGUGGAAGGUGGUUCUCCGUACCCUGGCUCUAAUCUUGCCAUGCCGUCUCCGGGCACGAGAAACUGGCCGAACUCGCCUUCAGUGCAGGGGCCUUCUCCAGCAUCACCAGUGGUAAACCACCCAUCGCGAGUCCUUCCUCAGAGGUCUUGGGCAGCCUCAGUUCCGCUGCUGCUGUCCCACGAGGCAUUCAACAACAUGCUAACACCAACCUCACUCUCUGGGGCGCAGUUUCUUAUGGUCUCCCCGCUGGAGAGGUUCUUUGGAUGCAUCUUCUUGAAGAAACAGCUGUCACGCAACGUGCAGACCGAGGAUUCAUUAACUCACUUGCCACCAGUAGAGCCUGGUGUUGUAAUGUUCAAGGUCGACGGGCUUCAGUGCAAAGUUAACCUACAUCCUCCUACACUUCAGUCACUUCAACUCAAGGUUUUCCAGUCACCUGAUUGUAAAGAUGUGUUUGCUGCCGAAGAGCUUCAGAUUAUUGAGAAGUUCUUUGAAAUGAAGGCUGCUUGCCCUCCCUACAAGGCUAAUGCUUUAACAGCAUUCAGUCGAUUGCUGGGCGCACCGUCCAGGAUAUUGCGAGAUUGUGUACAGAUCAUGAGACUAGAGCUUAUGCCAGAUAGGAAUUUUAAGUGGUCUGUUCAGUGGUGCCUAACCAUUCCGCCAAAUGUUCUCAACUUUAUAGCACCCCCAGGCACCCCUGCUGUGGUCAUCAAAAAUAAAAUGCUCAUUGUGCUUCAGUUCACACGAAUUGGCCUGAACCUUCCAUCCGGCAAAGAGCCUCAGUCGAUCCACAUCCCCCUGCUGUACGACAUCCAGGCGAACAACAUCAGCCAGGUGGAGCCACGGGCACCAGUACCGCAGCAGCAGCACAUGCAGACACCGGUGCAGAGCGCUGUCACGAUGAUGCUCAAGAGGUUCACGGACACCUACCAGAACCACACCGAGUGUGCAAUAUUCCCUGCAGUGCGUGAACUCAUGGCAAACCUUGUAAUACCAGUCUUGUGACAUCCAGCAUAACGACAAACAUGGUAAUUCCAGUUAUGUGACAAUCAGCAGAACACAGCUUUACAGGCCUGGCAAGGAAUAUGAUGAUUUAAGAUUUGUUUCUAAGAAAUACACAGUCUAGGUGAAAGAACUUGGCCAGAAUUUUGUUUUGUUUUGUUUAUAAGCAAAACCUAUAGAUUAGGUCACAGACUGCUUUAGUUUAUUAUAUUUUAUAAGAAAUUGGCUAUAAGCACCAAUUGUAUUAAAACCUUCAACCAACAUCACAGAGUUGGCCAUAAAUGUUUUGUUUGUAAAUAAACCUACUGGCUAUGUCAUAAAGACUGCUUCAGUGACUGUUUCUGUAAGAAAUACCUACAGUGUAGGUCUCAGAAAUUGCUUUAUAUUUACAAGAAAUGAAACGUACCUCACAGACCAGGCCAUAAGUACUUCAUGUAUUAAACCUACAACCAACAUGACAGAAUUGGACUUUAAUGUUUUGAUUAUAAAUCUUAUCUACUGUCAAUAUCAUAAAGACUGCUCUAGUGACUAUGUCAUUAACUUGGCCGUAAGUAUAGAGUUUAUAUUAAACCUACAACAAAGACUUGGCUUUAAACCAUUCUGUUCAUAAUGAAACCUACAUCACAGAAACUGGUUUAGUUUUUAUGUUUAUAAGCAAUUACAACAUACAUCACAAAAGUGAAAUGUGUCUGUAAUACAGUUCCACACCAAACAUUUCUUAAUCUCAGGAUCAACCAAACACUUCAUAAUCUCUAGGAUCAACCAAAAAAUUCAUAACCUCUAGGAUCAACCAAACACUUCAUAAUGUUCAGGAUCAACCAUACACUUCAUGUUUAGGAUCAGCCAAACACCUCAUAAUAUUUAGGAUCCACCGAACACUUCAUAAUGUUCAAAAUCAACCGAACACUUCAUAAUGUUCAGGAUCAACCAAACACUUCAUAAUGUUCAGGAUCAAUUGAACACUUCAUAAUCUCCAGGAUCAACCAAACACUUCAUAAUGUUCAAGAUCAACCAAACAAUCUCAAGGAUCAACUCGACAUUUAUAAGAUUCAAGAUGAACCAAAACAAUUCUUAAUGUCCAGGAUGACGAACUGGACUCUUAAAAAUGUUCAUGAUAUUCAAGAUAGAGAAAUGUGAAAUAAAUACAUUUGACUGUAUUUUGUUAGACCUAGUGAAACCUGUCAAGUAACCACAUAAACAGUGGUAUAUUAAAUUAAAAUGAGUGGCUCUUAGAUAUUGCAAGCUGAAAAUCCUUGUGCUUCAGUGAAAAGCCACUAUAACCUUAUACUGUUGAAGACUUAAAAAUGUUUUCUUCUCUGUAUAUCUUAUUCUGUGCAACACUACUUGAUUUGGAAGAAUAAUGGCCUUUUAACACAGGUGUCCGACACAGAGAUGGCCACUUGAGCAAGUUUUGUAAAACAUCAUUCAUGUCCUGGAUAUCUUUAAGGUUUACUUCAUCAAGUCAGGUUUCAUUUUCAUCAUACAGACAGAAUCAUAAAGUUCAUUGUGACUUAUUUUCAGAUAUAAAAUCCAUUGUAAAACAAAUAUUUAUAAAUGACAUGACUUUGUU
This is a messenger RNA of Gigantopelta aegis, 6025 nucleotides long. RefSeq names its product mediator of RNA polymerase II transcription subunit 14-like. The record is from RefSeq and is a predicted model, not a curated record. The transcript is spliced from 41 exons. Gene Ontology annotation, molecular function: transcription coregulator activity. Gene Ontology annotation, cellular component: mediator complex; core mediator complex. Bases 157 to 4458 code for a protein of 1433 amino acids. Lineage: Eukaryota; Metazoa; Mollusca; Gastropoda; Neomphalida; Peltospiridae. Gene Ontology annotation, biological process: regulation of transcription by RNA polymerase II.